GCAGGACUUCUUAACAUGCUGAGGUAAGAUGAAACAGGAACACAGUUGUUUUCACAGCAUUCACGAGAUUAAACGGGGAGAAAGGAAUUUCUAGAGAUGCGUAGGAAACAAAGGAAAAGACAGCUCGUGCAACGUCAGAGUUGGCCGCAUGGUGUGGGUCUUGAUUGUAUCCUACCUUGCUUCUCUCGUCCACAUACUCUUCUCUCUCUCUCUCUCUCUCUCUCUGCUUUCCUUUGCUUUUCUUCGUCUCGUUCGGGAUGGUUUUGUGUGGUAGCAGUUUUCGUCUUCUGUAUCAGUUAGCCUUUGGUUUUAUUCCGAGCAACUUUGUGGGUUUGUCUCUUCUUUUGACGCUUUGGAGUGAAUUAUAUGUAGUGCUUUCCUGAUAGUCUCGUUCUUGUUCUCCUCCUUUCCAGUACUCGAAUUGGACCGUCGAUGGAGGUCUCACCGUAGUUUGCUUCUCUCCUAAUUUAGAUCUUAAUCGAGGUCCGAAAUUUGCCUGAGCGCUUAGGACAUCGGAGAUCGCUCGUCGCAUGAGGACCACUCCAUUUUUCAUUGCAUGUAUCCGUAGGAUGUCCCUCGUAGAUAGAUGCAUGUCGGGAGAUGGAGAGCGAGCGAUGAACGAUGUCACUUUUCCUUAGCUUUGGAAUCCGUAGUGCUUUCCUUUUGCAGAGCGAUGAACCGCCCGUAGAUCUGCUUGUUUUCUUCCGACGGAUCGGCGUUGUAUCAUCGGCCCUCGUUGGCCUUUCGAUUCCUUUUCCGCCUCUCGCCGGACGAGACACUCGACGGUGCUGCUCGGGAGACGAUGAAAGGGCUGACGAUACAGCAACACCAACCGGCGGACGAGAACAUGUCCAAUCUCACCUCUGCCUCCGGGGAAGCCAGCGUCUCUUCCAACCAGCAAUCCUCCUUCGCCUCCCCGACCCCAAAUCCAACCAAGAAAAAGAGGAACCUCCCGGGAAAUCCAGAUCCGGAUGCCGAGGUGAUAGCGUUGUCCCCCAAGACGCUGAUGACGACCAAUAGGUUCGUGUGCGAGAUCUGCAACAAAGGAUUCCCGAGGGAGCAGAACCUGCAGCUGCACAGGAGAGGCCACAACCUCCCCUGGAAGCUGAAGCAAAGAAGCAGCAAGGAGGUGAGGAAGAAGGUGUACCUGUGCCCGGAAGUGACCUGCGUCCAUCACGAUCCCUCCCGGGCGCUUGGCGACCUUACUGGGAUCAAGAAGCACUUCAGCAGGAAGCACGGGGAGAAGAAGUGGAAGUGCGACAAGUGCUCCAAGAAGUAUGCUGUUCAAUCCGACUGGAAGGCCCACUCCAAGAUCUGUGGCACAAGGGAAUACAGAUGUGACUGUGGCAUCCUAUUCUCAAGGAGGGAUAGCUUUAUCACACACAGAGCCUUUUGUGACGCGCUGGCAGAAGAAAGUGCAAGAGCUAUGGCAGCAAACCCUUUGACCAAUCACCAGGCUCUCCUCUUCUCGCCGGCUGCAGCAUCCUGUGAGCCUUCCUCUCUCCAGCCAACACUCCUACAAAGCUACUUCCCUCACCUGACGAGAGGCGAUGAGGCCGACGCCAGCAUUCUCGGUAGCCACGGGAUGCAGCGAGAGCUGUCGCUCGGAGGAGAACACCAGCAUCAACGAUUCAACGUCAGAUCAACCAUCCCACCAUGGCUGGUUUGCCCAGGAGCCACCGCUCUGAACAUGUUAGACCUCCCUUCUACCGUCUACUCCACCAGGUUAGAAGCGGAGCACGGUCGAGAGGACCCAGUUCCCCAUCCUCCUCUUCCUCCAGCGUUCCCCCAUGCCUUGGCUCCCUCCCCUCACAUGUCGGCCACCGCGUUACUCCAGAAAGCGGCUGAGAUGGGUGCAACCAUGAGCAGACCUGCACACCUGGGUCUGAUGGCAGCUCACGCUCCGAGUUCUGCGCCUUUUGCGGCCGAUGGUACUUCCGGCGUCGGUCUUGGGUUGUCCUCAUACCGAGACAUGGGUCACGGCAUCGGUGGUGGACAAGGAUCAGCACCUCCUCCUCCGCUUCUUCGAGACAUGGUUGCGACCUCGCUUUCCGCAACUCCAGGUUUUCAUGGGUCUUUUGAGGAUGCAAUAAGAGCAAUAAGAGAAGCGAGGAAUAGCGACAAGAGCGGCCUCGGGAGAAGCCAUGGAAUGGCCGAGGAAGGAGGUGGCGGGAUGAACGAUGGGAUGACGAGAGACUUCCUGGGACUGAAGGCUUUUCCCCACAGGAACAUCCUCGACCUGACCGGGUUGGAUCCAUGUUUGACCGCCGCCGCCGCCUCCUCCUCCUCCUCCGCCUACGAACAGCAAAGCAUGAAGCCAUGGAACGGCUAGCUACUCCGAGAAACCUGAUGUGGCACCGUGAAGCCAUGUACAGGAAUGACAGGCCUACGGUGCACUUGUCAUGUCGGGUGGCUCAUCCAUCUGCGGAGAACGAUGGGCGAGUACUACUACUCGGAGAAGAAGAAGAAGAAGAAGCCAAUCAAUCAUUAGCGAUCAGGUGAGGUGUUGCCACUCCAUUCCUCCUCCUUCCUAUGGCCUACCCAUACGGCCAUAUAUAGAGCAUAGUUAUGUCAUCAAGGAUAUAUGUAUGUAUUGUCGACGUUGUUGGUAGACGGCUCUGCUUUCUUUAUUUCCCUUUUGUUGUUGUUGUUGUUGUUUCUUCAGGACAAAUAUGAGAUGACAUGAAAUAAUAGUCUCUCUCUCCUACUUAGAGAAGUUAUGUUUCAUAAUAUUAGAGCAUGCAUGACAUGAGUGUUUUUA
This is a messenger RNA of Musa acuminata subsp. malaccensis (wild Malaysian banana), 2761 nucleotides long. Its product is annotated as zinc finger protein GAI-ASSOCIATED FACTOR 1. Gene Ontology annotation, molecular function: DNA-binding transcription factor activity. Lineage: Eukaryota; Viridiplantae; Streptophyta; Magnoliopsida; Zingiberales; Musaceae. Gene Ontology annotation, cellular component: nucleus. The record is from RefSeq and is a predicted model, not a curated record.